GCUUGGAUCAUGUUCCCAUUGAAAUCUCUGCCAUGGCCUUUUUCGGCGACCGCCUUCGGCGGCUGGCUGGAUGCUGGGCUCCCUUGGACUGCGUUUUCCGCGCUCGAGGAGCAAUUCCUGGGGUCUUGCGUGGGUCUCUUUGUGUGCACUCUGGCCACCGUCACCCUGCCUUACCUCACCGGCGGCGACGUUUGGGUGGCCGCCCUGCGCUUCGUGACGGGGCUCCGGCCCGGGGAACGUCUAUGUCUCGAAGUGCCGCGGAAUAGCCAGGCCACGGUCUUCGUGAACUCGGCGAUGGCGGUGCUUAUGGCCCGGAGCUGUGGCGCCAGCGCCGUGGAUCCGCCUGGUGGCCUGUGGUGCGGCCUGCCGCCGCUGCCACUGGCGCUGGGCUUCGAGGACCCGCAGAGCAGCCUGCGCUCCCUGCGCUCCCCAGGCUCGCUGAGCCCGGCGCCGGCAUCCUGGGCAUCUCGCAGGUGCUGA
Messenger RNA from Effrenium voratum, 480 nucleotides. NCBI's taxonomy places the organism in Eukaryota, Dinophyceae, Suessiales, Symbiodiniaceae. The record is from the annotation of a GenBank genome assembly.